Molecule: messenger RNA, 1872 nt
Organism: Aspergillus puulaauensis
Lineage: Eukaryota; Fungi; Ascomycota; Eurotiomycetes; Eurotiales; Aspergillaceae
Exons: 4
Coding region: 1-1872 (623 amino acids)
Biological process (GO): meiotic recombination checkpoint signaling; protein phosphorylation
Cellular component (GO): nucleus; cytoplasm
Molecular function (GO): ATP binding; protein binding; protein serine/threonine kinase activity
Source: RefSeq, a predicted model, not a curated record
AUGGAGACCGCCGGAGACCUCAUUGCGCCGUUCAGGCUGGAGAUCAAGGAUCUCGGGGAUCGAAGACGCGAGAUCAUCUAUGAGACGGGCCCCGAGGACACGAGAAUCCCUGUAACAACGCUAUGGACGAGGAAACGCUACUUUACCCACAAGGAGACGGUCUACAAGAAUGUAUACCUGGACGAAAGCACCGCCGGGAAACUGCGCGUGGUGAAGGAGAUCCUGCACCAAGAUCCAACUCGCGGAAACCGGUGCUUGGAGUUAGAAGCUGCAGCCCGGAUAGCUAAAGACAUAGGCCCCAGCUACACCCGCCUCUUUGUCGAGUUCCUGGGCUGGUUUGAGAUCCCAGAUGGAGUCUCGCUCGUACUGGAAUACUGUGCCCUCGGGGACAUCGAUCAGUUCUUCGCGGAGCCAGUGUCAGAGCAGGUUUCCAAAGCAGUUGCUGGUCAGCUACUCGAGGGAUUAGCCGCAUUACAUGGACUGGGGAUAGCACACCGCGAUAUCAAGCCGCAGAACGUCCUCAUUGCAGAAGCAGAUCCGAUCGCGGUGAAGAUCGCGGACUUUGGCGUCAGCAAAUACACGGCUGAUCGGACUAGUCUGAGGAGUCGAGUAGGUACCCCAGAGUACAUGGCGCCGGAGCUUUUGUUCGGCACGAGCGAGGAGUCAAAGUAUACAAAUGCCGUGGACAUCUGGUCGCUGGGGUGUCUUUUGUUUUAUUUAUUAACAAAUAUCCACCCUUUUCCGGGGUUCCGAGAGCUCGAUGAGUACUAUCAGGGCAAUGCACCCUACCCAGAUGGCCCUCUUGUGGAAUAUGGAGUGGGAAGCUCUGGACGAUGCUUCAUCCAGCGCUUGAUGAGCCCUGUCCCGGACGAUCGACCACCAGCAUCCAAAGUCUUGCUCGCAGAGUGGGAGAUAGGCAUAGAUAAUGCUCCUACUAAACAACCAAGCGCAGAGACAGCCGAAUCCACUCAGACCAUAGACGUCCCAUCGGAUUUUUCCUUGACAGAGACUCACUGGAGCGCACCAAGUAUCAGCCAGCUACCAAUGGACUACUGGUCUUCAGAACUCCUCAUCACCACAUCCCAACCCCCAAACGGAACACCCACACACCAACGGCGCACAAGAGCCCUGCUCGAAUCCGGCGCUGACCCAAACCGGAUUCAAAACGGAUACACCGCACUCCACCACGCCGCAAGACAAGGACAUCCCGAGACGGUGCGCCUCCUCCUGGAAUACGGCGCCGACACGUGGAUCAGAGCCAGAACACAGCAAGGCCAUGACUACGACUAUGAGGGGGAAACCGCGCUGCAUCUGUCUACACAGCGGGGCGAUUCCCAGGCAUUUCUGGAUAUAUUGCACCUGCUUGUUGCGCGCGGGGUCGAUGUAAACGCCCAGGAUGGGAUGGGGAAUACGGUUCUUUAUCUGGCGAUUGCGAGACUAGCCUCUGUUGAGCCUGUCGAGGCGUUACUGGGGCUUGGGGCGAGGACGGAGCUCCUGGGGAGGGGUGGGCUGACGCCACUACAGUAUGCGUUGAGUCUGGAUAGGGAGGAGAAGGCGCGGGUUUUGCUUUCUGGGGGCGCGGAUCCGGAUAUACCUAGUCCUGAUGGACGCAGGCCGUUGCACCGGGCGAUUGAAUCUACCCGGAUCUCGUUCGAGCUGGUGCGGCAGUUGGCGGAGAGCGGGGCUGAUGUGGACGCUACUGAUGAUAAUGGGCGCUCGCCGCUGUAUGAGGCGGUUCGACAGGGUAGAGCAGAUGUUGUGCAUUUUCUUAUUGAUCGGGGGGCAGAUACGGUGUUGGGCUCGGUGGCCAUGGAGAAGCGUCUCCAGUGGAUGCAAUUUAGACGGGGAUUGCCCUGGCCGUUACGAAAGUGA